AUGCUUCCUCGUUUCCUUUCCUCACGCAAGGUGAUGCCCACUGGCCUAGUCUCGCUUCUUGGGCUCAUGGCUCUGGCCUACAACUGCAUGCAGCUCAGAAAGUGGUGGGAGCCAGAGGAUCUACCUUUGAUUGGGAAGAUGAAGGCCUAG
Molecule: messenger RNA, 150 nt
Organism: Symbiodinium pilosum
Lineage: Eukaryota; Dinophyceae; Suessiales; Symbiodiniaceae
Source: the annotation of a GenBank genome assembly